This is a messenger RNA of Aspergillus caelatus, 1041 nucleotides long. Its product is annotated as interferon alpha-inducible IFI6/IFI27 family protein. NCBI's taxonomy places the organism in Eukaryota, Fungi, Ascomycota, Eurotiomycetes, Eurotiales, Aspergillaceae. Gene Ontology annotation, cellular component: membrane. The transcript is spliced from 3 exons. Bases 223 to 684 code for a protein of 153 amino acids. The record is from RefSeq and is a predicted model, not a curated record.
GUUCAAUCAAGGGAAAGGUAGUAGUAAUGCUAGCUGAGCUGAGCUCAGCUGCGCAAUCAAGGGCCCGUGCGAGGGCUCAUGCAACAAUGAGUGUGUGACGCUCUCGUGAACACUACUAGAAUCUUUGUUUCAACCUCGUCGAGUAUAGCAUCUCGAUCUAUUCUUUCAACUUGAGAUCCUGAGAAAUCCCUGAGCUCUCUUUGCCUACUUCCUACAACCACCAUGGAACGCCUGAAAAAUGCUACAACCUCAAUUAUCUCUUUUGGACAGACGGUUGGUCGAGAACAUUCAACCGCCCUAGCCGUUGGUGGCGCGGGACUGGCACUCGCUACAGCUCCCGUCACCGGCCCUGCAGUGUUAGGUGCUGUGGGUUUCAGCUCUACAGGGCCUGUUGCGGCGUCUCUUGCUGCAGCAUGGCAGUCUUCAAUUGGAAUAGUCCAAGCGGGAACCUGGUUUGCCACCUUACAGAGUGCUGCAAUGGGAGGUGCUACUGCGGGAACUUUUACGACAGCAUCGAAUAUUGGAAUCGGAAUAAUGGGAUCUGCGGCAGUUGGAACACAAUUGAAUGAUAAGAAAAGAAGAUUAUCAGUAGGAAAUGAUCAUGCAAGCAACCCGCAAACCUCUGAUCCCGACGAUUCUUUAGACACGGAAUUUAUGAAAUUGCUCAAGAUCGACAUAUCUUAAGUACUACAGCAGUGUUCUAUCGGUUAUUUACUCUCCCUAAAUAAGAUUGGCAAGAAUAGGAGACUAUCCUAUACUAUGUCACUCUUAUAUAUGCUCUAUGGUAACUCCAUUAGUCUAGUAUUGUGUACUAGACUUCAGAAGAUGGUCACACACGGUUGUGUUAUAAGUAAUGGGAGACUUAUUGAACGUUCCUCCCUUGACUGGGAAUGCUUUUUGUGCGAAAGUACCUCCUAGUGGGAUAUCAUAAUCUGAAGAAAUUCCGAGUUUGCUUGGGAAAGGUAUUCAUUAAGUAGAAGUACGUUAGACAAGAAUCAUAAAGGUAUCAUAGUAGAGUCCCUAGGAUCAUGUUCUUUAUUC